Molecule: messenger RNA, 7150 nt
Organism: Dromiciops gliroides (monito del monte)
Lineage: Eukaryota; Metazoa; Chordata; Mammalia; Microbiotheria; Microbiotheriidae
Gene: HIP1
Product: huntingtin interacting protein 1
Exons: 31
Coding region: 268-3276 (1002 amino acids)
Biological process (GO): clathrin coat assembly; endocytosis; actin filament organization
Cellular component (GO): presynapse; actin cortical patch; clathrin-coated vesicle
Molecular function (GO): phosphatidylinositol-3,4-bisphosphate binding; actin filament binding; phosphatidylinositol-3,5-bisphosphate binding
Source: RefSeq, a predicted model, not a curated record
GCCGCCCCCCCCCCUUUCUGUGUGCUGCUGCAGCUCGCGGCUUUUUAAUCUCCCCCCUCCCUCCACCCCCGUUGCCCUCCCCUGCCGUUCUGCCAGUCCGGCCUGGGUCCUGCUGCUUUGCCCAGCUCCAUGGGAGCGCCGAACUCCACGGCAGGCUCUCCCUGCCCCUCUGCCCGCUAACAUGGCACUGCCAGCACCCAAUUAACCAGGAGUAGCAGCUUUGGGGGAAGCAGGAAUCUGGUCCGCCUCCCGGCUCCAGACUCGGUCAUGGAUGUGAGCAAGAUGACGGUCAGCAUCAAUAAAGCUAUUAAUACCCAGGAAGUGGCCGUGAAGGAAAAACAUGCCAGGACGUGCAUCCUGGGAACCCACCAUGAGAAAGGAGCGCAGACCUUCUGGUCCGUCGUAAACCGUCUGCCCCUCUCCAGCAAUGCCGUGCUCUGCUGGAAGUUUUGCCACGUGUUCCAUAAACUUCUCCGUGAUGGGCACCCCAACGUCUUGAAAGACUCCCUGAGAUACAAAAAUGAAUUAAGCGACAUGAGCAGGAUGUGGGGUCACCUGAGUGAGGGUUACGGACAGCUCUGCAGCAUCUACCUCCGAUUGCUGAGAACCAAGAUGGAGUACCACAUCAAGAACCCCCGAUUCCCAGGCAACCUUCAGAUGAGUGACCGACAGCUGGAUGAUGCAGGAGAAAGUGAUGUCAACAACUUUUUCCAGCUGACAGUAGAGAUGUUCGACUAUUUGGAGUGUGAGCUGAACCUUUUUCAAACCGUGUUCAGUUCCUUGGACAUGUCUCGCUCCGUGUCGGUGACGGCAGCAGGACAGUGCCGCCUGGCCCCGCUGAUCCAGGUGAUUCUGGACUGCAGUCACCUGUACGAUUACACCGUCAAGCUGCUCUUCAAACUGCACUCCUGUCUUCCUGCCGACACCCUCCAGGGCCACCGGGAUCGUUUCCUGGAACAGUUCAAGAAGUUGAAAGAUCUCUUCUACCGUUCCAGCAACUUGCAGUACUUCAAGCGGCUUAUCCAGAUCCCUCAGCUUCCAGAGAACCCACCCAACUUCUUACGGGCCUCAGCCUUGUCGGAACACAUCAGCCCCGUGGUGGUCAUCCCAGCAGAGGCUUCAUCCCCAGACAGUGAGCCCGUCCUAGAGAAAGACGACCUCAUGGAAAUGGACGCCACUUCUCAGCAGAACUUCUCUGACAACAAGUUUGACGAUAUCUUCGGCAGCUCAUUCAGCAGCGACCCUUUCAAUUUCAACAAUCAAAAUGGCAUGAGGAGCAGAGAAAAGAAGGAUACCUUGAUUGAUCAUCUGUACCGGGAGAUCAAUGGACUGAAGAAGGAGCUGGAGAACCUCAAGGCCGAGAAACACCUGGCGUUCCUGCAGCUGAAGGGUCGGAUCAGCGAGCUCGAGGCAGAGCUGGCUGAGCAGCAGCACCUGCGGCAGCAGGCGGUCGAUGAAAGUGAAUUUCUCCGAGCUGAGCUGGAGGAGCUCAAUAAAAGGAGGGAAGACACAGAGAAAGCCCAGCGGAGUCUCACGGAGAUCGAGAAGAAAGCGCAGACAAAUGAACAGCGUUACAGCAAGCUGAAGGAGAAGUACUCCGAGCUGGUUCAGAACCAUGCUGACCUGCUGCGGAAGAAUGCCGAAGUGGCCAAACAGGUGACCGUGAUGAGACAGGCUCAGGCCGACUUGCAGCGAGAGAAGAAAGAGCUGGAGGAAACUUUCCAUCGUUCGAAUGAGCAGGCCCAGCGCAAGACUCAAGAACAGACAGAGGUCCUGGAGACCUUGAAACAAGAGCUGUCCAUCAGCAAACAUGAAUUCCAAGCCCUCCAAGGCACCCUGGAAACCUCUGCCCAGUCAGAGGCAAAGUGGAACACGCAGGUUGAAGGGCUAGAGAGGGAGCGCGCCAGCCUGGCGAAGAUCGCAUCCGAGAGGUUUGAAGAGAUCUCAUCCCUCCGGAACCGACUGGAGCGAACACAGUCGGAGUUAACCAGUGCGCAGGAAUCGGUGCGUCAGAUUGCGAAGGACCAGCGGAAGUUAUUUCUCCUGGAGAGCGGGCAAGAGGCUGAGAAGAUGGUGAGGGACGCACUGAGCCAGCUGGAGGAGCCCGUCCUCAUCGGCUGUGCCGGCUCUGCAGAUCACCUCCUUUUCAAGACGAGUUCUGUUUCCAAAUGCAUCGACCAAGUGGAGGAGGCCCAAAACCAGUAUCUGAACUCCUCCAAUGAUGUCAGUGGCCUGGCUAGAUCCAUGACCCUCUUGGCUCACUUGGUUAGUGACACCAUCCUCCAGGGCAGUGCCACCUGUCUCACAACAUCCUUGGAGCCUGCAGAGACACUAACAGAUGCCUGUAAAGAAUACGGCAGGGAAGCCCUGCUCUAUCUGUCCACGCUGAAGGAAGAGGACUGUCUUGAGAAUGCAGACAGCACGGCGAUGAGGAGCUGCCUCAGCAAGAUCACAGCCAUUGGCGAGGCGCUCAGGCCCAGAGGGCUGGACAUCAGGCAGGAGGAGCUGGGGGAUCUGGUGGACAAGGAGAUGGCCGCCACCUCAGCUGCCAUUGAAACGGCCACAGCCAGGAUAGAGGAGAUGCUCAACAAGUCCCGAGCUGGAGACACGGGGGCCAAACUGGAGGUGAAUGAAAGGAUUCUCGGUUCCUGUACCAGCCUAAUGCAGGCUAUCCAGAUUCUCAUCGUAGCCUCCAAAGACCUUCAGAGGGAGAUCGUGGAGAGCGGCCGGGGUGCAGCUUCUCCCAAAGAGUUCUAUGCCAAGAAUUCACGAUGGACAGAAGGCCUGAUCUCGGCCUCCAAAGCUGUCGGCUGGGGAGCCACGGUCAUGGUGGACGCCGCUGACCUGGUGUUCCAAGGGAAAGGGAAGUUUGAGGAGCUGAUGGUGUGUUCCCAUGAAAUUGCUGCCAGCACAGCCCAGCUGGUGGCUGCUUCCAAGGUGAAAGCUGACAAGGACAGCACCAACCUGGCCCAGCUGAAGCAGGCCUCUCGGGGGGUGAACCAGGCGACAGCACAGGUGGUGGCAUCGACCAUGGCAGGGAAGUCGCAGAUUGAGGAGACAGAAAACAUGGACUUCACCAGUCUGACACUGACCCAGAUCAAACGUCAAGAGAUGGACUCCCAGGUGAAAGUGCUGGAACUGGAGAAUCAGCUGGAGAAGGAGCGGCAGAAGCUGGGCUACCUGCGCAAGAAGCACUACGAGCUCGCUGGCGUGGCCGAGGGCUGGGAGGACGAACCUGUGGUGUCUCUACCUGAAGCCACAUCAGAGAAGGACUAGAGGCCAGCCCACCACCAGACAUCAGACUGUAAAUGCUUGUAACUCAUCCAUGUGCUUGUCAUGUCACCGCCCUACCCCACUCCCAGGCCCGCACUUUGAUGGGAAGCACGCCGAGUCUGCCCUCAUUUCUGAUCGACGCUUAAGAUGCCGGAAGGCCUUUGCUGGCCAUCUGGGCCCCCAGGGAGCGGAGAGCUGCUGGGAAGGGAGUCUGCACUGGACGCAUCUCAGCCACACGACUCACUUCAUCUCCGCACUCAUUUCUUAGAGCUUGUUUGUUUUCCCAGGGUUGGGGGGGGCUGGGACUGCAGGGAGAGGCCAAGCAAGAGACUUCAUCCGUAUCCUUUCCCUUUUCUUCUCAGUUUUUUCCGUUUCAUCAUUUGCACAAACUGGGGAGCAUCCGAGGUGGAUCCCAAGCCGAGACACUCUCCUGGAUCUGUCCACAGAGAAAAGGAUGGCCGGAGAGUCCUGACUGGGAAGGCCAGGGCAGUUCUUCCCCCUCCUUGGCAGUCUCACGGAUUCCCCGCUGCUUCUUUGGGUGGCUGGUUUUUUCGUUUUGUUUUUGGAAAUCCAAUUGCUCUAGCCAACUUUGCUCAAGGGAGCCCCUCUGGAGCUCUUAGGACACAAACGGACCCCAAUACCACAGUGGUUACACAGUUAAUGGUGCUGCUCAGGCUCUGCCCUUGGUGCUCUACAAUCCACCACACCACUGACCUCUGCUGGAGCGUGGGACAGUCAUGUGCACUUCCUGGAAGGGAAGACAGCUGCCGAGUGGUGAUGGCUUCCUCCAAAGGGGGGGCAGGUAGAGUGCCUUGUGUGACUGCAGCUGGACCCCAGCCAAGCCCCAGGAUUGACCUCCACACACGUGGGGACCACAGAAGGAGGGGGAGGGAAGGGUCCAGCCCAGGUCCUCGGAGAACCACGGUCCGUGGCAACACCUCAUGAUCAGGCUCCAUACACCCCGUGUGGCCCUCCUCGAAUGGGGAUGCGGAGAAUAGCAACACUGCUCUGUGCAGCAGGUCCUUCCCUGGCCACCUCCAUACCUGAUCAAGCUACCGAGGAGGAGGAAGAGAUGAAGGGAACCUCACCUGCUUUCUCCAAAUGAUCAGCCUUACCAUCUUCCUGAGCUGAAGAUGGAUAAUGGCCUCUUCCAACUAAUUCAGAAGCCCAGAAGCCUUGGACAGAGAGAAUCAAUCAAGCCAUCCCCCCAAAAGGGGGAGGCUCAUAUUUGGUGUCCGUAGCUUCCAGUCGAUCUUCCAUCGACCCGUGCUAUGUAUAACAAACCACCCACAAGCAGCAAACACCCUCUAAAGAAUGCUUGGAGCAGUCAGUGUCGGAAGUGACCACAUCUGACUGCUGUUCCCCCCCAACGAUCUUCAUGAACAGGAAAGAAAACAGCAAGGUUACCCUCUUUGGACCCCUCACCAAAGAGGCUCCUCAGAGCCUCUGGGUAACUGUCCAAAAGUGGAGCGGAAAGGAGAUGGCGGCGUGCCAAUUCCCUUGUCCUUUCCUUCAACAGAAGCCAUGCACUGACCAUGCUUUCUCUCUCCUCGAGAUGGGCUGAGGUGGCAAACAUUAGCAAACCCAGAGAGAGCUGGCCAAUGGCAAACACUUUUACCCCAGCAGAGUCCUUCACCCAAAAUGCAAGUGACUCUUGGAUCCUGGUAGUAGCAGCCAAGAAGUUCCCACUAGGACCCAGCCCAGAGGAACAUACUAAGCCCCAUCAUAGUAGAGCUUGGAGAUCCUAUUCAAUCACUGUGAAUCAAUGGAAGAGAGAAGCCAGAGGGACCCCUCUGGGGUUCCCCUGUGCAUUUCAAAAGCAGGGAUGUCUUAAAAAUGAGGAACUCAGUCACUGCACCCAGAAUGGCCAUUUUCUGUUCGAGGAGUCAGCCGUGAAAAUUAAGCAAACAAUUAUUACUUUUGUGCUUGGCAUCUUCCCGCUCCAAAGACUUGAGGAGGUCAUGCGCUUUGUUGCUGGGCCAAGUGUGCAGGUCAGGCGUUUACCAAGGGGCUUGUCCUCAUGUCAGUGCUCCUCAAAAGUAGCAGGUCCCAACUCUCAUGCUCUUUUUUAACAGAAGCAACAGAGGGAAUAGCUUUGGAUAAAGCUCACCCUAAAGAUGGAAUGCCAUCCCUCUGAAAAUUCCCUAACAUUGUUUUAAAAGCUCUUAUGAAUGUUGAGUAAUAGUGGUGAUUACAUGGAGGGGCUAGUUUAUAGGGUCAGGCACAUCUGGAUUUAUACUAGGGAAGCACCACGUGAGAUAUGCAGAUUUAGAAACAUCACUCCAAAUUUUCAUGAGGACUCUUUGGGCCCGAACUGUAGCCGAGCCUUCCAAGUUCAUAUUGGUCUGAUUGGCCACAGGUGGACACACUGUAUCAUGCUUGACCCCAACAUCAUUGUGGUCCUCUUCAAGAACGAGCAAUGACAACCAACCGGGGGAAGUACCUGCUAAUGUAAAACAAUUUUCUAAAAGCCCCAAGCAAAAGGGUGUCAGCCAGAGCAGAGUGUCAAGCAUGCUGCUCAUUCUGAAAAUGGAGUGUGAACACACAAGAGAUGCCUUUGACUGGAAUAACUAAGCUUUUGUGGCAGAGUGAACUUCAUUGACUGUUAACAAAUUGCUGAACAUGGUUAGCUGAACAAGGCUAUAUGAGCCAUGGGUAAGUGUGGAGGUGCUCUUAGCAUGGGAACUCCUUGGUCUGGUGAGGCAGUGGCAGAGGAAGGUGGCUUGUACAUUAGCACCUGCAGAGUUUGUCUGCACCCGGGAAGAGGAGAACGUGGAAGAGUAUGUUCUUCUGGGGCAAUGUGCGGUUUUUCUGCACUGCAAUAACUCUUGAGCAAAGAUGAACUUUCUCAAUUAGAUCAUAUGCUGAUGGUUGUGCCCAGGUGUACAACCUGAAACAUGUAGUUAGGCUUGUGGCUUUAGGCCCAAAGCGGGAGUGGCCACAUAUUGACCUGAGCUUCUCUUCUUGGGAUUGUUUCAGCUGCCAAACUGAGCACUUGGCUUCAGAGGGAGAACUACCCCAUUGGCCAUGCCUGUCACCACUGGCCUUUCCAGCUCCCAGCCCAGAGAAACGCUUGCCUCCUGGCCAGCACCUAAAGCCCUGCCCUGAUCUUAACCAUGCUUUGUUGCCAUGACCUUUCCAAAUCAAACAGAAAAACCUUGCUGCUGAUUAAACCUUUGGCCCCCACAUUGGCAGAGGCCUAUCUGGCCUUAUUAUCUCCAACCCUUCAAAAGCCCGCACUGCCUGUAGCAGAGAAUGAUAUGACACUAUGGGUCUGCCAGAUUCUUUCUCUCACACACAAACCCAGCAAAUCUUUCCAGCUAUUUGCUGAGGACUUCCGUUAUUUCCCAGGUCCAAACCAACUGUAAUACCACCAACCCACUGAUGUGGUACACUGCCUUUCACCCCAGGAGCCAAAGCAAUACAGAAGAUCUAUUGGUUACCGCUGGGCCCAGUGCUGAGAGCAGUGUAUCCACAUGUCCAGAUCCAAUGUCUUUCAGGUGACCCUUAACUACCUCAGGUUUGAAGGCCCUAAAUUAAGCUGGUUACUACUCACAGGGACAAACCGAGGGGGUUCAGAUAAAUCUUGGUGAUAACUCAAUUUUUGUCUCAAUCCUAUAACUUUUUCUCAUCUAUUUUGGUUUUGGGGAGAUGGGAAUUUUUUUUCCUUUUAUUUUUUAACCUUUACCCGGAUGUCCAUUAGAAGUAUUCCUGUAAAUUAAGUUGAUUUAUCACUCUGAGUGCCUACCUUCCCAGGGCAGGUGGCCACUGGCAUUUGGUUUCUUUCCAACAAGACUUUUGAUUAUUAUAGCAUUAAGAUCUUUCUUUGUAUAAUAUGUUGUACGUGUGUUUUCAAUUUUUAAAAUAAAUAUUUCAA